Crotalus tigris (Tiger rattlesnake) is the source of this 1913-nucleotide messenger RNA. RefSeq names its product methyltransferase-like protein 7A. NCBI's taxonomy places the organism in Eukaryota, Metazoa, Chordata, Lepidosauria, Squamata, Viperidae. The transcript has 2 exons. The coding region runs from base 477 to 1205 and encodes 242 amino acids. Gene Ontology annotation, molecular function: S-adenosylmethionine-dependent methyltransferase activity. The record is from RefSeq and is a predicted model, not a curated record.
AAAAUAACGUCACUCUACUACUCCUACACCAGCUCACUGCUGGAGGUGUCUGACGGGAUAAGACCUCAUCCCCUUCCCGCCCAUCUCUUAGCUCUCUUAGUUUCAGUUUUAGUAGUUUUUAAUGAUAUUUUAAUCUAUGCAACUUUAAUAUUUUAAUUAUCUUUUACUUGUUUUAUAACUUGUAAGCCACCCUGAGUCAUCUUGCAAGGGAGAUGGAUGACAUAAAAACUGAAUAAACACAAUCUGAAUUUAAAUCAAAUUCAAAUGUUCAUUGGGUAUUUUUUUCAACAACUGACCGAUAGAGUUGCCGUCGCUUUAAGGAAGAACUGGAACAGAUCCCAGCCGGAACUGUGUGUCGCUUUCCUUGCGCAACUUUAUUAAGGGAACGGGGAGGAGCGGACAAUAUUUAAAGCAAAACAUUUAGGGAGUCAAGCUGCUUGGCUACAGGGAGGGCUUCUCUUCUUAUUCCGGCGACGAUGCUGCUUCUCAUCUUCCAACAAUGCAUGAAAUUCCUCACCCUGCCCAUCCAUGUGCUUGCCUAUUUUGGCUUAUGGGACCGUAUUUCUAAAAGAACUUUCCCAGCUUUCAUGAUGGCAUCGAGCAAAGUCUACAAUAUAAGAAUGCACAAGGAAAAGGAGACGCUGUUCAAGAACCUGCGGGACUUCGCCGACGACUCGGGAAAGCUCCACCUGCUGGAGAUUGGCGUGGGCUCCGGCACCAAUUUUCAGUUUUAUCCACCCAAAUCGCGCAUUACCUGCGUGGACUACAAUCCCAACUUUAGAAACUUCCUCCUGAAGAGCAUGGCUCAGAAUACGCACCUGCAGUUCGAGAAUUUUGUGGUCGGCUCUGCCGAGAACAUCUCUUCGGUACCGGACGGCUCUGUGGACGUGGUGGUUAGCACGCUGGUGCUUUGCUCUGUCAAGAAUACCCAGGCUGUGCUGAAGGAGGUUCUGCGAGUGCUCAGACCGGGUGGUGCAUACUUUUUCAUAGAACAUGUAGCAGCUGACAGAUCAACCUGGACCUACUUCUGGCAACAAGUCUAUAACCCUACCUGGGGAUAUUUGACAGAUGGGUGUUCCGUGUUAAGAGAGAGCUGGAAAUAUAUCGAGAAUGCGGGGUUUUCUAAACUGAACUUGCAACACAUCAGAGGCUCAUUGUUCAUAAGUAUAGUUUCUCCCCAUAUUUAUGGAUAUGGUGUGAAGUAAUUGUUCAGUCUGGAGAAAGCAUCUUUCUCUUAAAAUCAGAUUUCUGAAUUUAAGGAAUUAACAGUAACAAUGCAUAUGCUGCAAUAAGAAAAGGAUUUCUUCUAUUCUAUAUGAUUCGGAGUAGAGAAAAGUUCCUAAACGUUCAGGCUGCACUAAGCCUCAAUGGUACCUUGGAUCAAAUUUGGAGGGAGGGCAAAUAAUAAAUGUAAAAAUUAAUUUAAAAAAACAAAAGACCAUGUAGGGGGAAAGCCCCCACCAUUUUGCUGUGGCAUCACUUAGACACCAUGUCAGCUGCCCAAGAAGGAUAGCUCGAGGAGGCCUUUUUGGGGGGGGGUAUUACUCAUAACCUGUGUGGAGUUCUCUAGUAACAAAUCGGUAAUGGAAAAAGCUCUAACUUAAGCACAAGCAGAGCAAGGAACCUCUGUUUAAUAGUACUUCAGGCAGAAGCCUUUGUUGGCUUUUAGGAGAGGCCUACACAGAAAGACUUUUCUCAGCUUCUUACUGCCUGUACUUGUAGAGAGGGUAAAACUGCAUAUAUUGACAUGGGAUUAGACUGAAAGCUAAGGCUUAGCAUUUAGAAACUGAUAAUGUUGUAUCAAAGCUUGCCAACUGCUGAAUUAUGUAUUAUCUCCUAGUUUUACUUAUCAUGCUUUUCAUUUUCAAUAAAAAAGGGUUUGAGGUUUUUUUUCUCUCUCUCUCUCUGGUGAA